CUCUCGGAUGUCGCACGACAAAAAGCAACCGGCCCAGCUACAACGGAGAACAUUCGUCGUCGUCAUUUUGAAAAGAUAGGAAGCUCUUGUGCCUACAGGUAAACUGGAAUCAGCUUGCGAAGAAAAAAAAGUCUGUGUUUUUGCAGCCAAUUUCAUCAUCAAAUUGUGAUUAAUUCGUUCUGCUCGAUAACUAACUACCAGUGCACAUAGGAAGAAAAUCAAUCCCUCGGCAAAAUGAGUCUUGUUUGGAGCCUGAUCGCUUCCUUCCUCUAUGUGGAGAUAUUCAUCGUGCUGAUGCUGGUCCUUCCGGUGGCCAGCCCCCAGCGAUGGCAACGGUUCUUCAAGAGUCGCUUCCUGGCGAUGCUGAGCAGACAAGCACAGACCUAUUUCUAUCUGCUGCUGUUCGUGUUGGUCCUGUUCCUGCUGGAGGCCAUCCGGGAGAUGCGAAAGUACUCGCACGUCGGUGAGUUGCAUACCGGAGAUCCCGCCGCCGAACAGCACCUGAACGUGGGCAUGCAGCACAGCAUGCGGUUAUUCCGCGCCCAGCGUAACUUCUACAUUUCCGGCUUUGCCAUUUUCCUGUCGCUGGUGAUCCGUCGCUUGAUUUCGCUCAUCACGUCCCAGGCUCAGCUGUUGGCCCAAUCGGAAGCCUCGAUGAAGCAGGCCCAAUCGGCUACCGCCGCCGCUCGCAGUCUGCUCUCCCAGCAGAAGAAGGAAGACGAAGCCGGCGACAAGCCGAAACCCUCCGCUCCAUCGGCUGACGAAGUUAGUGCUGACGAACUGAAGAAGCGCGUUGCCGAACUCGAAAGUGAACUGGCCCGCGAACGUAAAGAUAAGGAAGCGAUGAAGUCACAGUCGGAGAGCCUGAACCGCGAGUACGACCGAUUGACCGAGGAGUACAGCAAGCUGCAGAGGAAGAUUGCCAUCUCCAGCAAUGACAAAAGUGACUAAACUUCAGGAGAGAAGUCAUUGGAACGAUGUUUAGAUGUUUAGAGUUGAUUUUCAUCGUGGGUUUGCCUCCUUUUCGGUAGGGUUCAUUUCAUAACUAUUCACUUAUCCAUUAUAUUGACUACUGAUAUACAUUUUCACUAUCAUUAGAACAUCAUUUGCUAAACUAGUUCUUAAACCUUUCCAAACCUAGGUUAUGACUUAAAACAAGAUGUUUGAAAUAAUGCCUAGUAAUCCACGACAAAAUUGAAGAUUGUAUGGGAAAAAUAAUCUAAGGACUGUGAAUAAACUAAUCUUAUGCACACGUGGAUAAGGUUUAACACCAUCGAUGAGACUUAAUGUUCGACAUGGCAUCUUCAUUCUUUCAAUAGAUGCACGCGUAUUUAAAUGUUUGGAUAUUUAAUCGUAAUAAAGGAUGGUUUGUUUAAAUAAAAUAA
Molecule: messenger RNA, 1385 nt
Organism: Aedes albopictus (Asian tiger mosquito)
Lineage: Eukaryota; Metazoa; Arthropoda; Insecta; Diptera; Culicidae
Product: B-cell receptor-associated protein 31
Exons: 4
Coding region: 235-951 (238 amino acids)
Biological process (GO): intracellular protein transport; endoplasmic reticulum to Golgi vesicle-mediated transport
Cellular component (GO): endoplasmic reticulum; endoplasmic reticulum membrane
Source: RefSeq, a predicted model, not a curated record